AUGGCCACGGACAAGGUGAAAUACUACCACGAGCAGCUCUUCCGCAGUCACCAGAUGCUCCUCAUGGACACCGCCACCUCGGAGUUUCUCUUCCUCAACGACUUCUUUGACACCCGCGGGGAUCAGCAGCUCUUCGUGGAAGUCUUUGGGAAGACGACGCAGUACUUCCUAGACUCCAUGGAGGCGUUCCUGGCAAACUGCUGGGACUCCGUGGGGCUUCUGCUGAUGGUCCGCAUCGUAGACUUCUACCGGAAGCGCAUGCAGCAGCGCCAGGUGAGCUGUUUGGACUCUUACCUGGACGCGUUGCAGCUGCUUCUCUGGCCACGGCUUCGAGUGGUGCUGGAGGCCAACAUCAUCUCCCUGCGCAAGGCGCAGACUGUGCACCAGGCGCCCAGCAACACCAACCCCCACCUGGUGACGCGCAGGUUCGCUGAGCUGGCGGCGUCGUUGUACUUCCUGAGCUCCAGGGAGGACACGGGGCUCCCGGACAACUUGCAGCAACCCCUGAGCAUGAUGCGUCAGGAAUUCUGCACCCUGCUUUCGGCCUUGGCAAACCGACUGGACGGGCAGGAUUCCGGGCUGGUGUUCCUGGUCAACAACUAUGACUUAGUGCUCACAGUCUUUCAUGAGCGGCAUCUUUCCAGAGCAGCGACAUCGGUUUUCGAGGACCUGCACACAGACCAGGUGCAGAAGUUUGUCGAAAGCCAACUGAUGCGGCACUACCCUGACCUGGUGACGUUCGUGAAGAGCACUGAGCCAGCGGUGGCGCAUAUUGACGAGACGGCGCGGUCCCAGGGCCCCGACAAGCCGCCGCCAGGCGUUGAUGUGCAGAAGAUGGAGCAGGUGGUUCGCAGCUUCGCGGCCAACUGGAAGAAGGAGAGAGAUCAGAUCCACCAAUAUGUCAUGGUGUCCUUCAGCAACUUCAGCAAUGGCAUGGGAAUACUGAAGCAGGUGUUGACCCAGCUGCUGCUCUACUACACACGGCUGCAGAAGGUGAUCCGCAAGGCCUUCCCGCAGCAGCCGCCGGCCUUCGCCAACGAGAUGGUCUCCAAUACCACGAUUCUCAUGGAGGUUCGCCGCGACAACUUCGCCUGA
Messenger RNA from Effrenium voratum, 1095 nucleotides. Lineage: Eukaryota; Dinophyceae; Suessiales; Symbiodiniaceae. The record is from the annotation of a GenBank genome assembly.